AUGUCUAGAGCAGAUAUGGUACUGUUGCUUGUAAAACUGGUUUUAUUAAUAGAAUUAUGUUGUUGGAGUGUAGUAGUGACGGCAAAUACGUUACAAGGCCACAAUCAUCAGGAAAACUUUGGAUGCAAAUGCAAAGAAGGGUUUUAUUCGACAUGCACCACACACUGUGAUAAGUGCAAGACAUCAGAAUGUGAACCUUGUACAGUAUGUCGGAAAGACAAAGGCAGCAAAGUAGUUAAAGAAUGUUCACUAUCCCAUGACAGGGAGUGUGACUGUAUUGCAAACGCAAAUGGUGUAACUGACAACAAGAAUAUAUGCGCUUGUAAAGAAGGCAUGGAACUCCAUAACGAAGAAUGCAGACCUUGCCCGCAAGGAUACUUUUCUACUGACAGAAUGGAUAAAUGUAAACCAUGGAAAAAUUGCACAGAAAGUGGUCAGCCAGUAAAACAGCACGGAACAGCUGUUCAAGAUGCAGUCUGUGGCAGUCCUUCUCCUAGCACUUCAACCAGCAGAGCUGUGCCAGUUAAAUCACUGUCUACAAGCACUACAGUACCUCAGCUAUCACAAAUACCAAAUUUAAUGAGUCUUAUUACAUCAGCAAGGACAGUACAAAUGCCAGAUGCAGGAGAUCGAGUGAUUACUCAAGCAAUUGAUGCAGGAUUAAACAAGGACAUUAAGGACUCAACUGAUGCAGAGAGAUAUCUGUGUGACUUGGCAUUAACUUUUGCUGUGAUGCUUCAGAUGGAUAUCUGUGUGACUUGGCAGAGUGAUGAAACUGCACAUCUAAUUUAUCACAUUGGAGAGGAGCGUGGAGUUGUUUCCUUAAGUAGGGAAGAACAGUACAUAAGAUAG
This is a messenger RNA of Protopterus annectens (West African lungfish), 852 nucleotides long. Its product is annotated as tumor necrosis factor receptor superfamily member 9-like. The transcript has 7 exons. The record is from RefSeq and is a predicted model, not a curated record. Gene Ontology annotation, biological process: regulation of cell population proliferation. The coding region runs from base 1 to 852 and encodes 283 amino acids. NCBI's taxonomy places the organism in Eukaryota, Metazoa, Chordata, Ceratodontiformes, Protopteridae. Gene Ontology annotation, molecular function: cytokine binding; signaling receptor activity. Gene Ontology annotation, cellular component: external side of plasma membrane.